GUACAUAUAUGUAUAUUAAAGUCCAGUUCAAGUUGUAGACGUUCCUUUGACAAUUAUUUAUUGAAGUUUGUAGUUACACGAUGACAAAAUAAAAUAUAUAACCAGUGAAUGAAAUUGAUAAGCUUAUCUUUUCGGAAGCGCAGCAACAAUAAACUAUCAAAAUCUAUUGAAGUUCUGGCCAUUGAAAUAGAAAUUUUUUUUGACUGCGUGGCUACAAGUUGUGGGCGUGUUUUUUGGGUACAUCAUGUACAAGUACUUAUCGGUCCUACUGCUAGCCGCAGUAGUGGUUGGAGCUGCUAAGCCAGAAGAUAGUGAAUCGUGUUACUCCUUCGGCGGAGGAAAUGUAUAUCCCGAUCAGCCGAAGGGCGAUCAUCAGUUACAAUACACCAAGGCAGUCAUUUCCAAGCCAGCCCCUCAGUUCGAGGGAACCGCUGUGGUCAAUAAGGAAAUUGUGAAGCUAUCGCUGUCCCAGUAUCUGGGAAAAUAUGUAGUGCUGCUUUUCUAUCCACUUGAUUUCACCUUUGUCUGCCCAACGGAGAUCAUAGCCUUCUCCGAUCGCAUCGCCGAGUUCAAGAAGAUCAAGACGGAGGUGAUCGGCGUCAGCGUGGACUCCCACUUCACCCAUUUGGCCUGGAUCAACACGCCACGCAAGGAGGGCGGUCUGGGCAACGUUAAGAUCCCCCUGCUCUCCGAUCUGACGCACAAGAUCAGCAAGGACUACGGUGUCUAUCUGGAGUCCAGCGGCCAUGCCCUGCGCGGACUCUUCAUCAUCGAUCAAGCCGGAGUGUUGCGACAGAUCACCAUGAACGAUCUGCCCGUUGGACGAUCCGUGGAUGAGACAAUUCGCCUGGUGCAGGCCUUCCAGUACACGGACACACAUGGAGAGGUGUGCCCAGCGGGUUGGCGGCCAGGUGCCGAUACGAUUGUUCCCAAUCCGGAGGAGAAAACCAAGUACUUUGCCAAGAAUAACUAAGGAUAGAUGCACCUCGUCCCUGUUGAUCAACCAAGCCCAGUUGCAUUCCAGAUGUUCACGACUGAAUCACGACUGAAUCCUCUGUACAAAAGUCCGCAAGCCACCGAAAGCAAAUGGUUCGCAUUUGUUUUGUAUAAAAUAUAGUUUGUUUAUUUUACAGCAUAACUGAGAGAUAAAUAAAUUGAUGAAGUACAUGUUUAA
Molecule: messenger RNA, 1174 nt
Organism: Drosophila gunungcola (fruit fly)
Lineage: Eukaryota; Metazoa; Arthropoda; Insecta; Diptera; Drosophilidae
Gene: Prx4
Product: peroxiredoxin-2
Exons: 5
Coding region: 245-973 (242 amino acids)
Biological process (GO): cell redox homeostasis; cellular response to stress; hydrogen peroxide catabolic process
Cellular component (GO): endoplasmic reticulum; cytosol
Molecular function (GO): thioredoxin peroxidase activity
Source: RefSeq, a predicted model, not a curated record